CAGAUGAACGAUUCAGGCCUCGCAUAAAAGCGCCUAGUAGCCACGUGCGAGUAGAAUGGGAUUCGGACCUUUUAUUUCCAUUUUAUUUUCUUCUUGGAGAGAAGACCGAAGCCCUCAAGACUCCCUCCCAUGGCGUACGUCGAAAAAGGUGUUGUGAAAUCCAAACGAUCACUAUGGCGAUUGAGCACAAUUACUGACUUCUUCUGGGCCAUAGUAAACUUCAUUGGCGUGUUCUUUGCAACAAUGUUCUCGGUGGAAAAAUCUGAUGCUUACAAGAGAAGCUCAGGUUCAAGCAAGAAGUGGGAUGGCGGUCCAGGAGGUGGUGGUCCUGGUGGUCCAUAUGGUGGUGGGCCCCGUGGGCCAGCUCGUGGACUCGACAAUGUCCGAGGGAUUGACCACAGUUCUCUUCCUGCAUGUGGCUCUUGCUGUGGAGGCUAAAAUUUGAGCAAAGGUACUCUUCUUGGAUGGUCGGAAAUGUUCUCAUGUCUGGUCUUGCGUCUUAAAUAUUCACUUUGGAGAAGUAUGGACUGAAUGUUGGUUACUUUUUCUGCCAGUAUGCAGCAUAUAUAGCUGGUUGCUGUAACUCCAAUGUAGUGCAUUCAAACAGUACUUUGCUUUCUCGUUCGUUAAUUAAAACAUACCACCUGAAUCGUCUCUGGAAAUAUAAAUAAAUCCUUUCCUAAUA
Messenger RNA from Magnolia sinica, 685 nucleotides. RefSeq lists its product as uncharacterized. The transcript is spliced from 4 exons. Gene Ontology annotation, cellular component: endoplasmic reticulum membrane; Golgi apparatus. Gene Ontology annotation, biological process: calcium ion transport; endoplasmic reticulum calcium ion homeostasis. The record is from RefSeq and is a predicted model, not a curated record. Lineage: Eukaryota; Viridiplantae; Streptophyta; Magnoliopsida; Magnoliales; Magnoliaceae. The coding region runs from base 130 to 438 and encodes 102 amino acids.